AUCAGACUUCAUGUCAAAUAAUAAGUUGUUGUUGCAUUGGUUUUUGCAUGCGUGCUGACAACAUAACCUAAACUGCAAGUGGUGGCUGAAGGUGAGUUGGAUCUCCUUGGGAGAGUGUUUAUGAUUAGCGUGAGCUCUCCGACUGAUUGAAUAAUUAGGGGCUAUUGAAGAAACGAAAGAAAGAGAAAUAGAGGACAAGAGGCAGCCCCUUCUUGCCAAGUCAGUCCACACAGUGCAUCCAAACUGACAAGCAAGACAACAUGGGUCUGUGGGAAACCUGCGCUGUCCUUUUCCUUAUGAAUCUGGCCGUUGAAGGAUGGCAUGACUUGGACAACACUGAAUAUGACUGCUGGCCUAUAGUUGAACCAAAUGAUUACAACAUGAUUAGCUGUGGCGGCUUAGAAAUGGCUUGGGUUCAACGUCCACCAGAAAAGGUCACAGAUGGGGAGGAGUUCAACGUUACCUAUUCUGUCACUGCCACAGAUUCCUUUUAUGAAUAUGCGGUUAAAAACAAGAUUUUCCAGUUUAGUAAUGCCUCAGAGGCCAAAAGAUUCUGCCUCGAGCAUGAAUGCCCCUCGAACUGGAACAACGCCAAUGAAGACAACUGCUGCGUGUAUCAUGCUAACAUUCACUCCUGUCCUCUUGCGCUCAUGAGAGGCGGAGGGAUUUGUGGUCCCUGGAUUCCAGACGAUGGCGAAAUUGUAACCCACACAGUAUCUAAAGCUGGAAAGAUGAGCCAACUGCUCUGGACGUCAAAGGUGGUGCUGGUUCAUUUAGGAGUUACAUCAGUCAUUGCUCAUAUCAAAGUGGGACAGAUGCACGCAGCCCUAGAGUCCAAGGUGCUAGUAGUCAGCGCUCAAGUGUGUGGAGACGGCACCUGUGAGCUGGAGGAGAGCUGUCUGACGUGUCCCGCUGACUGUGGGGUUUGUCCUAUGCCUACAUCUAUCAAAGUGGCCACUGGGCUUCCUGUUGCCUUGUUCUGCAGUGGCUUCUUCCUAACAUUGGUGUGGCUGCAGUACCAAAAACAGAAAAUGUUUUGGGAUGAGAGCUGGAUUGUCAACUACAAUAAUAUCAUAUUUGGUAAAGUGUCCUACACAGGUUUUUGUAGCACCACAAGUCUUCAGACAGGAAAGAGGAACUCAAGUGUGAGUAGAGUUACAGAUGUGACGGUCUGCACUGCAGUGAACACCAUCUUCAAACCACGCUUCAUUCAGGCUGGCAUCUAUGAUGGAAGGACUGUAGCUGUAAAACACAUCCAAAAGAAACACUUCACCCUGACUAAAACAAUCAGAAAAGAAGUCAAAGAGGUCAGGGAGCUUGAUCACCCAAACAUCUCCAAGUUCAUUGGAGGCUGCACUGAAGUUCCUUUCGUGAGCAUUAUCACAGAGUACUGUCCAAAGGGAAGCCUGGCAGAUGUGCUGCUGAAUGAGGACAUCCCCAUCAACUGGGGUUUUCGAUUGUCUUUUGCUACCGAUAUUGCCCGAGGGAUGGCGUACCUGCACCAGCACAAAAUGUUCCACGGCCGCCUUCAUUCACGUAACUGUGUGAUUGACGACCGAUGGGUCUGCAAAAUAUCAGAUUACGGGCUGAUGGCCUACAGAAAGGAGGACUUUGAGGACAUGAGCACCAUUUUCCAAUGUCAAAACAUCUAUCACAUUUACUGCGCCCCUGAAGUUCUUUUGAGAAUCAGCACUAGCUUCACAGCCGCAGCUGAUGUGUACAGCUACUCUAUUAUCUUGGUGGAAAUCGCCACUCGCAGUGACCUAAUUUCACAGGAACAGGCAGAUUCAGUGAAGCUUGAUGUCAUGUGGCGCCCAUCACUUCCCAAACUGGAGGCUGGGAAAUCAGACAAUGACUGCCCAGAUCCAGAUGAUUACUGUGAGCUGAUAAAGAGAUGCUGGUCCCACAAUGUCACCAUGAGGCCGACGUUUGAGCAGGUGAAAAAGACGCUUGAUAAAAUGAACCCGCACAAGGUCAGCCCCGUGGAUAUGAUGAUGAACCUGAUGGAAAAGUACAGUAAACAUUUGGAAACCAUUGUAGCCGAAAGAACACAGGAUCUUCUUCAGGAGAAGCAGAAGACUGACCGUUUACUCUACAGCAUGUUACCAAAACCAGUAGCCGAUGAUCUUCGUCAGGGACACACAGCAGAGGCCCAGAGUUACUCCAACGCCACUGUAUAUUUCAGUGACAUAGUGGGCUUCACCCAACUCUCGGGCUCCAGCACUCCUCAUCAGGUUGUGGAUUUCCUCAACAAGCUUUACACCACAUUUGAUGACAUCAUCGACAACUAUGAUGUGUACAAAGUGGAAACUAUAGGAGAUGCUUAUAUGGUAGUCUCAGGAGUACCGAAAGAGAACGGGAUCAAUCACGCUGGUGAAAUCGCCAGCAUGGCGCUGGACUUGGUGAGCGUCUGUCAUGCAUUUAAAAUCCCACACAAGCCCACCACACAGCUGAAGAUACGGGCUGGCAUUCACUCAGGCCCCGUUGUAGCUGGGGUGGUUGGCACCAAAAUGCCACGAUACUGCUUAUUUGGUGACACUGUAAACACUGCGUCCCGCAUGGAGUCCACCAGUGAAGUGUUGUUUCAUGAUGCUUACAGCUUUAAAGAUCCAGUGCAGUGGCUCUACAGCAGACCUUCUACACACACUUGGUGGAUACAUGUUGAUAUGUCGUGGGUCUCUCAGUGUGAAGGGCAAAGGCGAAAUGACUACUUGGUGGCUGGAGGCCAAAAGAGACCCUUUGUCCCAGGAAGACGAACCUUUGGGUCUUCCUAUUCCUGUUAGCAAUUAACUUAUGUGCUACAGUCAUGAUAGAAACUUUAACAAAUAAAUGUUUAGCAGAUAUGCAAACUUACUUUAUUUAAGUGUAUAUGUAUGUGCUAAGAUAUUCAGAAAUGUUGCUGCUGUCAUUGUGUAUGAUAUAGUAAAACGUAAGUGUAAAAUGUUUUGAAAAAAUCCUCUCAAAUGAAGAGCAAAUGUGUUUGUAGGGACAACAUUUCAUUAUAAUAUAUUUGUGGUUAUUUUAUCUUCAUCAUCAGUGCAUAAUUUGUAUUUGAAAAUAGAUAUGCUGAAAUAAAAUGUGCUUCUUGUCUGAUGUAAAUGUGCUUAUAUUUGGUAUUGCAAUGAUAAACUACAUUUUGGUAGAUUGUUACAAUAACUAGCUUAUUUUAGUUUUUAGCACCUGCAUUGACUGCGGCAAAGUCUAUUGGUCGAUAUUCCGCUGGGGUGCAUGAGUUACAGCCAAUGACACGCCCUCGUAUUCGUUGCAUGGCAACGUAUUUGCUUGUGACUGUUUUCGUUCAAGGUUGAGCUGUGGAGAACGCGCCUGCAUCAAUGUACCUCCGUUCCACAUUUAGACGCUUUAAUACACAGACUUCCCGGGAAAAUGUUUCUGUCUGAGCGAAUGUCGGGAAUUGAAGCUGGCAAGCCUCACGAGUGCUCUUGAAUGCCAAAAGAUAGGCGAUCAUUAAACCGUUACUCUGCCUCAGAAGUCUUGUGAGGAACCUUUGUGUGCAAAA
Molecule: messenger RNA, 3517 nt
Organism: Megalobrama amblycephala (Wuchang bream)
Lineage: Eukaryota; Metazoa; Chordata; Actinopteri; Cypriniformes; Xenocyprididae
Product: atrial natriuretic peptide receptor 2-like
Exons: 24
Coding region: 261-2783 (840 amino acids)
Biological process (GO): protein phosphorylation; receptor guanylyl cyclase signaling pathway; intracellular signal transduction
Molecular function (GO): ATP binding; protein kinase activity; guanylate cyclase activity
Source: RefSeq, a predicted model, not a curated record